Molecule: messenger RNA, 2624 nt
Organism: Prosopis cineraria
Lineage: Eukaryota; Viridiplantae; Streptophyta; Magnoliopsida; Fabales; Fabaceae
Product: WPP domain-interacting tail-anchored protein 1
Exons: 4
Coding region: 306-2297 (663 amino acids)
Source: RefSeq, a predicted model, not a curated record
GUUGGGGCGGGAGCGGCAUCGUAUCCGCUUCUACUUUUAGGGCGUGUGCGGUUCUGUUAAAACGGAAUCUCCAAACUGAGAUCGAAUUUAUGAGUUAUCGGACUGAAACGGUAUGAUUUCUUACGGUUCUCUCUGGUGGAAUUUGGCAAUACUUGUUUCGCCUCCCUUCGAUGGCUUUAGACCCACUAUGUAAAAUAUAUUGAUUCUGUUUCAGCCCUCUUCUUCCCUGGUGGCUUCAUUUGUGGGCAUGAACUUAUAAUUUUAAUCCUGAACCUGCCGGGUUUCAGGCUAACUGGAUUGCUAUAAUGGAUGCUGCAAGUGCUGAAAAUGGGGCAGCUGCAACAUCUGUUGGUGAUGUUGGUACUGACUUUGAUGCCGAAACGGAUAAAAUCGUGUUCCUUGAAGGCGAAUCACCCAAUGGGGAGGAUAUUGGAGAUAUCGGCAUUGAUAACAUAACUCUAACCAGGCUGGAGUUAAGUUUAGCCGGUUUCUCUGAGAAAGUUACUAAUCUGAGCAUCUUUAUGAUGCGUCUAGCUACUAUGGAUAGUGAAUUUGAGGCCUUCGCGAUGGAGAAAGAUCACGUGGAACUUGAUUCCGUUGAGAAGGGUCUUGAAUUUGAUCUUUUAUCGGGUAUACUGGAUUCAGAGGUUGGAGAAUUGGAUAAGUUCUUGCACACACUGCGAACUGAGAUUGCUGAUGCUCGACAGAGAACAUCGUCAUGCACCCACUUGGGGGAAACUUUUAUGGUAAUGAAAGAAAACUUGUGUGAUUUUGAGCAGCGUUUGAAGCAGUCUGAAGAGCAGUUUUCUGUAAUCAAGAUGCAAUCGACGAAUUUUCAGAGGAAUUUGUCCUCUUUCAGGAGGGGGAAAACUGGGAGAAGUGACGUGGGUAAAAUCAUCAGAGAGGAUAAUGAAUCUUUAAAUAUGAAUCCAGAGAUAAAUAUGCACACCGCUGAGCAACAAAGGAAUAUCCUGAGGAUGCUAGAGAAAUCCUUGGCAAGGGAAAUAGAUCUUGAGAAAAAUAUGAAUGAUUCACUACAAAUUGAAGAAGAGCUAAAAUUAAGAAUAUCAUCCUUAGAGGAGGAGCUAGUUUAUGCAGAGGAAGAAGCAACUGAUGUAUGGGAAAGAUGGUUUGAAGCAGAUAGUGCAAGUCAGAUCCUGAUGGGGAUUUCGAGAGACUUACUUGGCAGACUCCAGAUUUCUCAGUUCAAGCUGAAUGGUUUUGCUCAGCGUGAAUCUGAGCUUAGAGCUAAACUAGGUCUUGCUAAUUCUGAGGACUCCAUGAUAAGUGAAAAGGUGAAUUCACUCGAGAAGCAGCUAAAACAAUCUGAAUUUCAACUACUGAAUGCAAAGGCUUCUGCUGAUGAAUAUCAGAAGUUAUAUAAUGUUUUGUGUUCUGAUGUAAGAUAUAUGGAAAAUCGUAUUGUAGAACUAAAAAAAAAUGCAUCCAAGGCAGAAAGUAGGGCUAUUAGUGCAGAAGCUGAUAAUAAAUUAUUGGCAGAGAGUAACACUAGACUCAAUGAAGAGCUGGCUCUUUUGAAAGAGAGUGGUGCUGCCAAGGUGGAUUUGCUGGAGAGGCAGCUUAAAGAAUCUGAUCUACGGUUACAGCAUGCCAUAGCAUCUUCUGAAGCCAGUCAGGAGAAACAAGAUAUGUUAUAUUCUACAAUUGAUGAUAUGAAAAAUGUGAUUGGGGAUCUUAAGUCAAAUGUUUCUAAAUUUGAAAGUCGGGCUGACAGUGCAGAGGAGAAGUGUAUUGUAUUAUCUGAAUCAAAUGCUGAGUUAAAUGAGGAAUUAAGUUUUUUGAGGAGUAGAUUGGAAUGUCUGGAGGAAACUCUGCAUCAAGUGGAAAAAACUAAAAUGGCAACAGCAAAAGACAUUGGCAUGCAUGCCAUGAAUUUUAAAACUUUGGUCACUCAGUUGAGUGUUGAGAGAGAGCGUCUCAAUAAGCAGAUAUCUUCCUUAGCAUUUGAAAACAAAAUUUUGGUAGUGAAGCUAGAAAAGACAUAUGGGGGUCCUCCUCAAGAUACUAGUGAUUCUAACAGAGAUAUUGGUUCUUCUGCCAGAGAAAUUAAGGAAGAAGUUUGUGAGACUCCAGUCACUUGCCAUAAGGAGGACAGGGCUGGACAAAAUUUGUCCUCUAAGGAGAACGAAAAGAAGGCUGUGGAGCCCAUGCCUGACAUUGGGACUGUGAGAAGAACAGAUGCGGGAGUUCUUAAUUUCAAGCACUUGCUCAUAGCAAUACUUGUCUCACUUGUUUCAACUGUGACUUUUUUGUGGUUGAAAGGACAAGAAUUUUGAUGUCAGUCCUUGAAAGUACAUUGUUAUGAGGAAUUAUAUUGUAGGUUUUUAAUGCAAAGCAUGUUUUUGGGCUAAGGCAAAGCUAUGGGACUUCUAGUUUUGUGUAUGACUUUCUGCUGUUUUUCUGCUCUUAUUUUUUCUAUCAAGUGUUGUCAGAUUUCUCUACUUUUUUCGGUUUUUCGAUUGUUCGAGUGUAGAAUUAGGCAAUCAGCUUGCCGAAUAGGCGAAAACUGUGAUCUUAAGUUGUUGCCGGAAAGCAAAAACGGAUGCCUUCGUUGACAGUAAUAACGGUUUAUCCAUGUUGUGGAUUUUUUGGUUGGAUUGACA